AUGGGGACACGGGGGAACGGCUUUAAACUAAAAGAGGAGUAUUUAGCCUUCCUGUCUUUCUUUCUUCUCCAGCUGAAUAUCCUGGUGGACACAGGGAGCAGUAACUUUGCUGUGGGAGCUGCACCACACCCCUUCCUCCGGAGAUACUACCAGCGGCAGCUGUCCAGCACCUACCGCGACCUGCGGAAGGGGGUGUACGUGCCCUACACCCAGGGCAAGUGGGAAGGGGAGCUGGGGACCGACCUCGUCACCAUCCCCCAUGGCCCCAACGUCACUGUCAGAGCCAACAUCGCUGCCAUCACGGAGUCGGACAAAUUCUUCAUCAACGGCUCCAACUGGGAAGGGAUCCUGGGACUGGCGUAUGCAGAGAUUGCCCGGCCCGACGACAGCCUGGAGCCCUUCUUUGACUCCCUGGUGAAGCAGACACGGGUGCCCAACAUCUUCUCCCUGCAGCUGUGUGGGACAGGCUUCUCUCCCAACGAGACAGAGGCCGUGGCCUCGGUGGGAGGCAGCAUGAUCAUCGGCGGCAUCGACCGCUCGCUGUACGUGGGUGACAUCUGGUACACCCCCAUCCGCAAGGAGUGGUACUACGAGGUCAUCAUCGUCAAGCUGGAGGUCAACGGGCAGGACCUGAACAUGGACUGCAAAGAGUACAACUACGACAAGAGCAUUGUGGACAGCGGGACCACCAACCUCAGGCUGCCGAAGAAGGUGUUUGAGGCUGCAGUGAAAUCCAUCAAAACGGCAUCUUCGACGGAGAAGUUCCCGGAUGGCUUCUGGCUGGGGGAGCAGCUGGUUUGCUGGCAGGUCGGCACCACCCCCUGGCACAUCUUCCCGGUCCUGUCCCUUUACCUGAUGGGGGAGGCCACCAACCAGUCCUUCCGGAUCACCAUCCUGCCCCAGCAAUACCUGCGCCCGGUGGAGGACGUGGCCACCUCUCAGGACGACUGCUACAAGUUGCACGACGAGUUCCGCACGGCCGCGGUGGACGGGCCCCACCUGCACUCCAACAUGGAGGACUGCGGCUACAACAUCCCGCAGACGGACGAGUCCACCCUGAUGACCAUCGCCUACGUCAUGGCGGCCAUCUGCGCCCUCUUCAUGCUGCCCCUCUGCCUCAUGGUGUUCCAGUGGCGCUGCUUCCGCUGCCUGCGGCGGGACCACGACGACUUCGCUGACGACAUCUCCUUGCUGAAGUGAUGGCGGAGCGCGGGCGCAGCCCCGGGGCCGCAGGUGAGGCAGCAGGGCGGGGGCCUUGCUCCGGGGGCUGGAGUGUGGUGGCAGCGUGGGGAGCUCGGAGCCUGUGCCCGGAGCCUGGGGACUCGGUGUCCGUCAGGGCCAGCAGCCGGGGGAGCCCCAGGCCCGGGCUCCAUUCAUCUGGGACCUGCAGCAAGAGCGUGGCAGCUGGGCAGGGGGAGAGCUCAGCUGCCCCAUCCUGGGAACUGGGGGCGUGUUCCAGCACCAGGACAGGACCAAGCUCUCCCACCCAGCCUUGCCUGGCUUGAUGGAGUGACGCUGAUGAGCCAUCCCCUGCCUGUCCCCUUCCAUCCCUGUGCAUCCCUUUGCAGCUCGCCCCGCUGGGAAGCUGCCAGCCCAGCCUCUCUUAUAGGGAGCUGUGCUGCAGCUGUGCCUCCCCUGUGACUCCCUGCACUGAGCCAGACUCCAGGAAUCAUCCUGGAGCCAUCCAGCCUCGAGCUUUUCCAAGACAGCCCUGCAGGGCCAGCCUGGGCUGCCCAGACAGGGCUUUCCCUGCUACCCUGCUGCCCUUACGCCGCUCGCUCUGACAUUUCCCCUGCAUUUUCCUGCCUUCCCGAGCUGUGCUCCUGCUGCCGCUGGCCCCAGGACUCCCUGCACCCCCCUGGGACAGGCAGGAGCAGGCACCCAUCCUCUCCCCACGUCACAUGGGAUGGGAAACUCCCUGCCCUUGCUUCCAGCAGCGGCUGCCACGCAGAAGCCAGUGCCAGGAGUGAGGUUCCCAGCCCUGGCAGCGGCUGCUCCCCAGCCCAGCCAGCCCUUCGAAAGCCAUAGGGGAGCCUGGGCCCCCCCUGCAGCCCCCCAGCUCAGCUCAGCGCAUCCCACGGCACAGCAGCUCCUCUCUGCUCACUCCACACGUCCAGGCCCGGCUGUGGGACACCCCGGCAUCCUGGGGACAGGCGGCAGCUGUGGGAACUGCAGCAUUUCUUGUUUUUUUAAACACAUGGUUGUAUUUAUUUUUGUUUUUUUACAAAGCGUGUCGCUGGUAGCGCAGCUGCGCGUUGAGAGCGUGUACAGAGCCGGUCCCACGUGUACAGACCACGGCUGCCUCUCACCUGUACAAUAUAUCCAUAUAUCUCUAUUUUUAAUUCUAGCCCUGAAAGCCACUGUUCCAACAUUAGGGGUCGGUCCUGUUUUGUUUUGGGGUUUUUUUUAAAUAUUUUUAAUCUUCUGUUCAGUCCUUGGCCACUGUGGCCACCGCCCAGGGCCAGGGCUCGGGCCACAGCCGCGUGUUUGGAGGGAGCACAUGAUGGUGAGGGGGUCCCAGCUGGCUUGAGGAGGGGGUGCAGGGCUGGAGCACACAGAGCAGUGGCUCACAAGCCCAAAGGACCCUGAGCACAGGAGGCACCUCUGUCCUCGUGGUGUUCCUGCAGCACGGGGAGGAUUUUCCAGUGUGUGAGGACUCCUCCCUGUGCUGCAGGAUCACCGUCCCUUCCCCAGAGCAGACACCUGUGACCUUGCAGGCAGUGGUAGUGCUGUAUUCCCUUGCUUCUCUGCCUCCAGCCUGGAUAGGAAAGAGCCCAAACACGGAGAUUGCACAGUUAAAAGGCAUCACUUCUCCAUGAACAGAGGGGAUACCUGCAGUGUCAGGGCUGAGCUGGCGGCUGCCCCGCAGAGCCACCGAGUCAGGCAGGGACAGACUGAGGAGCCACAGCAGUCACCGAGCAUAAAGCUUGUGAACUAAAUCCUGCAGCCAAAGGUUUCUUUGGGAGAGCAGCGAGGGGAGCCAGGAACCGCAGGCAGCGUAGGAGACCAGCCAGCCCUCGCAUGGGGCACUGCCACAACAGCCCCCACGCUGCCCCUGCUCACCCCCACCGCGCUCACAGAGCCCCCAGCCUCGCUCCAAACCCGCACCCAGCCGCUCCCUGCGAGAGGGAAGCGUUCUCCCCCCACCCUCGUGCCUGCCCAGGACCCCCAGGACCCCAGAGACUCUGUUGUGGACCACUGCCUUAAAACGCCGCGAGCGCGCUCGCCGGAGGAGCCGGGCUGCGGCGGGUUCAGCGCCCAGGGCUGCUCCCCUGCCCUCCUCCCGGGGCAGCAGCGCCCAGCUCCUGCCGCAGAGCGCGAGGAAGCCGGGGGGGAACUUUUAGAGAGUCAUUGCAAGAUUUUCAGUGGUGCUGAGCACCUCGCAAUCCCACCGAAAUCCAUGGAGAAAGGGUUGGCGCGUCAGCCCUGCUCGAGGAGGAAGCAGAGGAGAGGGGAACGCAGGAAUUUUGCCAGGUUGGUUUAUCCCGAGCUGCAGCGCAGCCGUGUCCGUCCGCUCCCUCCCCAGGGCCCAGUGACAGGGAUGGGAUGGGAUUGGGACCGUGGGCUGUCGCUGGAGGCUCCAGUACUCUGUAACCCAGUGUCUAUGUAAGAACAAUGAAUGUUAACACGGUAAAUUAUUAUGACAUUAAAAAAAAAUGACCACAAGAAAUUGGCUCUUCUUCUGCA
Molecule: messenger RNA, 3687 nt
Organism: Cyanistes caeruleus (blue tit)
Lineage: Eukaryota; Metazoa; Chordata; Aves; Passeriformes; Paridae
Source: RefSeq, a predicted model, not a curated record